Messenger RNA from Cylicocyclus nassatus, 552 nucleotides. The record is from the annotation of a GenBank genome assembly. NCBI's taxonomy places the organism in Eukaryota, Metazoa, Nematoda, Chromadorea, Rhabditida, Strongylidae.
AUGAAUAGUAACUCGUCGGGUUCAUCCGGAUUACCACUGAAUCUCUCGUCUCAUCUCAGAGACAGCUCAGACGCACUUUCACGUCCCACUUGGCUCUUCAAUAGUCAGGUUGACUUCAUAUUAGACGCUUUUGGCUUAUUCGCGGAUGAGCUUCUUCUAAGUGCCGCUGAAUGCGCAAGACAAGCUAAUAGUUACUGGCAAACGCUAGGAGAGAAUGGUCAACAACGCACGAAGAGAUUUGAUAGCAUGGUGCAAGCCAGAUUUACUUGGAAUGGAAAUAUUCGUUCAGCACUUAAAGAGCAUUGGGAGACCUGCGCGCUUAUUCGUUCAAACCGGAAAAGAACGAACUCGUUCCCCCGUCGUUGCAGUGGCUACCGAUCCGGUCCAGGCGUUGGGAAUACAUUAGAAUUCGAUGGUGACCCACUCGGGGAGAUAUCCGCCUACGAAACCGGUGGCAAUCCUGGAGGAAAGAUAGUUCGAGAAAUUCUGGAAAUGGGACAGUCAUCCAAGCGCAUUUUCUCGCAGAAACUGCUUGUUCUGUGGAAAUCCUGA